AUGGCUCCCCAGUCGCGCAUCUUUCUGACAAGACACUCGCAAGCAGAGCACAACGUCGCUGACGAUUACACGAUCCGAGAUGCUCCUUUGACACCGCUCGGAAAGCAGCAGUCGGCACGUUUGCCGUCGCUGACCUCCGACUUGCAGUCGCGUGCCGAAGUCAUCCUCUCAUCUGCUCUCAAGCGCACGUUGCAGAGCACCAAGAUCGGUUAUGCUCCAGCCAUCGAGCGUCUCGGCGGCUUGGGCAAGGUGGUAUUGCUGCCCCAGCUUCAGGAGUGUAAUGCCUACCCUUGCGAUACGGGUUCGGCCAAGGAGGUCCUCGAACGCGACCCCGAGCUGCAAGGAUUUGACUUUUCGUCGCUCACGCCAGACUGGACCAGCAAGCAGGGCUUCUACGCUGCCGAUGAGGUCUCGCUCAACAAGCGUGCUCAGUGGGUGCGGCAGUACCUUCGCAGCCGACCCGAACAAGACAUUGUCGUCAUGGCCCACGGCGACAUUCUUCGCAGGAUCGCCGGUGAGCCCUACCCCUGGAAGAACGCCGAAGUGCGUCUGUUCCAGUUCGAUCCUGCUUCGGUCGACACUGAUGCGUGCCCGUUGGUCCACGUCCAGAACAUCGCUACAGGCGGCGCAAUAGCUGAACCAACUUCUGGCGACAUUGCUGCUCAGCAGGGUGUUUCUGCACCCGGCGCCGGAAAAGACGCCAACUCUGCUCUGCCUGCGAUCCCCAUCUCGAGCUCGGGCUCUCUGCAUCAUUUCGCCGCAGAGCCUGCUGCAGCUGACACGAGGGUCAAAGAUGCCGAGCUGAAAAGGAUUGAAGAUCGCGUUCGCCACCGUCAAUCGAUCCUUUUGGAACAGACCAACGAACUGCAGGAGCUCGAAAAACGAUUGCAGGCCGCAGAAGCACGAAAGAAGGAGCUCGAGUCGCGCGGCGGUUUCGUAUAG
Messenger RNA from Sporisorium graminicola, 942 nucleotides. RefSeq lists its product as uncharacterized. Gene Ontology annotation, cellular component: cytoplasm. The transcript has 4 exons. Lineage: Eukaryota; Fungi; Basidiomycota; Ustilaginomycetes; Ustilaginales; Ustilaginaceae. Gene Ontology annotation, molecular function: phosphatase activity. The record is from RefSeq and is a predicted model, not a curated record. The coding region runs from base 1 to 942 and encodes 313 amino acids.